AUGAGAAUAUCCAGCCUUGGUCUACUAGGCCUCGUCGGUCUGGUGUUAGGCUAUCAAGACCAGCCUUAUUACGCAAACUUGACAUGGGAGGCUCCUCGCACACUGUCAAACUGGUCGAAUCUCACCGUGGAAACACAAACAGGGACAUUCAUUGGCAUGUUGAACGAUACCUACCCCAACGUCCGACAAUUUCUCAGAGUCCCCUUCGCCAAGCCUCCAAUUAGUGAUCUUCGCUGGAUGCCCCCAAACAAGCAGGAGAGAUCAUCGAAGAAAAUUGACUCUACAUUCUUUGGUCCUGCUUGUCCACAAUACGUUCCUUCGGCAUGGAGUAUAUGGAAUGCGUAUCAGCCUGCGAACCUGCUGAUCAGUAUUGGCGAAAACUUGAAUCAGAGCUCUACAGCUUGGUCGACCGCCGAAGACUGUCUAUCGCUUGCGGUGUGGACCCCUGCAUAUGCUAAUAAAACAUCCACGUUGCCAGUGUCGCUGUUUAUUACCGGUGGCGGUGGAAUUACAGGUGGAAUAGACAUUGCUUCUCAGAUACCCACACCCUGGGUCUCGCGUACUCAGGAACAUAUCGCAAUCUCUAUAAACUAUCGCGUGAAUAUUUUUGGCAAUCCCAAGUCGAGGGCACUGAAUGAAACUUCGCUUAGUCUUCUUGACGUUAGGGCUGCGGUUGAGUGGGUGUAUGAGAAUAUCGAAGCCUUUGGUGGCGAUAAGAACAAUAUCUUCUUGUGGGGGCAAAGUCAAGGAGCACUUCUCACUCAUCUGUACACUCUUGCCUUUCCGGACGACCCUAUUGCAGUAAAGUUUGGCGUCAUAUCCCAAGGAGCGUCGGAUUCAAUUAAUAUCACCACUGCCGGAGAUGUCUAUCAAGACUUCGAUAUCGUCGCGAAAGGGCUUGGAUGCAACUACGGGGAUGAUGCAGACGCAGAGCUGGAAUGCAUGCGUCAAAUAUCCUGGGUUCAGAUCGAAGAAUAUAUAAAUCGCUACAAUGGUACCCCGUCAAUUUCUUUCGCAGAGUACCUUCCCGACGAGAGAUAUAUUUUCUCCGACCAGGCGAGUCGAUAUGCCGAAGGGAAGGUUGCCCCAGGCCCCUCGAUCAGAUCCGACACAGCUAGGGAAGAUCCGAGCACCAAUGCUACGGACGUGAGCAUGAAUGAGGGAGUAUCGGAUUGCCGUGCUCUGUUAGACUCUGAACGGCGGGAGUCAAUUGGUCUUGACACCUACCGCUAUUACUGGGCCGGAAACUUCACCAACAUCAGUCCAGUCCCUUGGUUGGGAGCCUUCCACUGGACAGAUCUUUUUAUGAUAUUCGGUACCUACCACUUGGAUGUAGGUGAGGUCAGCCAGCUAGAGGUUGAUACCUCUAGGACUAUGCAGGACUUUUUCCUAGCAUAUAUGAAGAAUAGCAGCACGUUUUCCACUCUUGGCUGGCCUGCCUUCAAUGCCAGUGCUUCCGAUGGUGGAAUCGUCCUGGAAUUUGGAAAUGGCACGACAGUGAAGAAUAUCACUGGAGGUUGGUUAGAUGCUGGUUGCCAUAAUUCGUCGAUUCCAUUUCGAAUCGAUGGUUAG
Messenger RNA from Penicillium angulare, 1572 nucleotides. RefSeq names its product alpha/beta-hydrolase. The coding region runs from base 1 to 1572 and encodes 523 amino acids. The record is from RefSeq and is a predicted model, not a curated record. The transcript has 7 exons. Lineage: Eukaryota; Fungi; Ascomycota; Eurotiomycetes; Eurotiales; Aspergillaceae.